AUGGAGCACCAAUUCCUCAGUGCUGAGAAGACUUCCACUACUGCUUUUUAUCGAGAUGCGAGAUUUGAGGCCUUUGAUGGAGGUCAAAUGACGGCUAGCUCGAUGGUUUUCGAUGAGUUCCGAGGACCUAAGUUCGGCCAAAAGCUUGCGAUCAUCCGUGCCCCAGGAAUAGGGGUAUGA
Penicillium crustosum is the source of this 180-nucleotide messenger RNA. RefSeq lists its product as uncharacterized. The transcript has a single exon. The coding region runs from base 1 to 180 and encodes 59 amino acids. Lineage: Eukaryota; Fungi; Ascomycota; Eurotiomycetes; Eurotiales; Aspergillaceae. The record is from RefSeq and is a predicted model, not a curated record.